AUGUCUGCGGCAGCAUCCAGCGAUCAGAGUAUCAUCUAUACUGGGAGGAAGCUGCGAACAGAAAUGCGAUCCAAUGAAGACAGAAUGAUUAACCUUUCCGCUCAGAGCGCGAAAUCGGUUACGUUGGGGGCAUUGAACAAUAUCGAUGUGGCAUCAUUGAGGACAACAGCCAUUCCGGACACCGCCUUCACAAUGUUAAAGCUUGAUCAGGCAGGAGAUGACCUUUUCAAGAGCCCACAAUUCCUAAACUGGAUACAGCGAUACAGCUCUGAUAAAAAUGCUCGAAGCGACAAGGAAAACCCCGGAAACGGAAAAGAUCGCAACGAGAUUACAAAGGAGCCCUGGGAGAGAAACAACAUUGGUCAAUACCUUCGUGACUUUUUACGGAGACGAAGCGGUGGCAAAGGUGAUCGAGGCAGCGAAAAAGUGGAGAGUACAGAGGAGUUCGCCAAGGACUUGCAAGUUGCGCUGUUUAGUCAAUGGAUGUGGGAAGGAGCGCAGCCAAAACAGAUCUGGAAAAUGUUACAUCUGGAAAAAUCGACUGAUCCGAAUGGGGGGGAUUUGGCGUGGUUAUGA
This is a messenger RNA of Phytophthora nicotianae INRA-310, 576 nucleotides long. RefSeq lists its product as hypothetical. The transcript is spliced from 3 exons. The record is from RefSeq and is a predicted model, not a curated record. Lineage: Eukaryota; Oomycota; Peronosporomycetes; Peronosporales; Peronosporaceae. The coding region runs from base 1 to 576 and encodes 191 amino acids.